Messenger RNA from Letharia columbiana, 624 nucleotides. RefSeq lists its product as uncharacterized. The transcript has a single exon. Bases 1 to 624 code for a protein of 207 amino acids. The record is from RefSeq and is a predicted model, not a curated record. Lineage: Eukaryota; Fungi; Ascomycota; Lecanoromycetes; Lecanorales; Parmeliaceae.
AUGCUCAAUCUGUGGCAACAGCUCGCCGGGGAGCUGGAUACGUUGAGGCACGCAUGCACUCGUUGUGGGAGACGGGACUGGAGGCGCGGGUGGCGCAACGCACUUGAUGCUCAGACUCGGCGCUUCGGUGUAUAUGGGUGCGGUGAGAUCGGCGGUGAAGGUCGGAAGGGUCGCGGUUCCGACGGUGACGGGCUCGGAGAGGGUGAGGGUUGCCGUCGCGGUUGCAGACAGCGACGCCGGGCAGGAGCCGAGGAAGAGCAGGUUGUGGGAGCAUUCGCAGAAUGGUGGGCCCCAGGUUGGGGAGCCCGGGGUGAAGAUGAUGAGGGUGCAUUUUAUGUCGGUUGUGGGUGCUGUUGCUUUUGGGGGAAGGGUGGUGAGGGUUGUGGAGGCUACCUGGUUGGGGCAGUCCGAGUAGGAUUUCUGAGCUUUGCGGUGGUUCCAGGUUUUGUCGGAACAUUAGCAGACGAAGGAGUUGGGGUCGGUGGCGGAGAAGAAACUUGGGUACAGGAGGGUGGGGAUGGCGUGGAUGUUGCUGAUAAGGAGCUGGUUGGUGUUGAAUGUGCUGGCGAGGCGACGACCGGGGUAAUGGGGGUGAUUGGUGCUGCGAAUGUUGGACACCAGUAG